UCUUCACGGUGGGAUAUAUUUUUUCUCUCCCCUCGCCGCUCUCUCCUGACUGAGGCUCAUUACUCAAAUUAUGGCAGCUGUUACUCCAAGAAAAAGAAAACGCUGUUAUAAUAGUUUACAGCUGGUAAAUGAGACUCCAGCAAAAAAGUUGAGGAUGGAAUUCACUGAAGAAGCAUCUCCAACAAAAAAACCUUCUAGUUUCCAAGAUAAAAAACCCCAGAACUUGCUUGAAAGGUCAACCAGCUUGGAGAACCUUAGUACUUCACCAUUGCAGAGAGCAGAUGCACCAAAAGUAAAAUCAAAUGCAUUCCCAGAGAGAACAUCUCCAGUGUCAGGCACUAUAUAUAAUUCCACUGUGCCAAUCAAUUCCUUUUACAGUAAAGUAAAUACAUUUCAAAGUAUACUGGAAAGAAAACAAGCAAAAGAAUGUCAUAUAAAUUCCAGAAAUGAUUAUGCAAAUUUACCUAUUGCUAACAAGACAGAAGUGAUACAGGCCAAGAUUCAACCUUUUAAAACUUCCAAACGCUCAGCUGUUUCCAAGCAAGCCAAGACCUUAUCAAGAAAUACUAAAAAAGCUAAAAUAGAAAUGGCUGUACCUAAGCCUAAGGGGAAGGAGAAUAAAAAGUAUGUGGUAGAAAAGAAAAUUGAAGGUUCUUCUAAAGUUCUAACCAUGAAGUUCAAACCUAUGUUAAAACUCCAGGUAGGGGCAGCAUUUUUUGCCACUGGAAAGAGGGGGAAUGGUGACUCUAAGAAGGUGUUUUCUCCCCGAAGGUCCCUCCAAUUUAUUAAUAAUACCACAGAAACUAAGAAGCAGGACAAUCUUCUCACAAAUACCAACAUGCACUUACCUUCUGAAAGCAAAGCAGCUAAAACUGGCAGGGAAGAAAAUCAAGCGGACGUAUCCCCAAAAGAAAAUCUUGACAUUGAGGAUAAGAAGACCCUGGCAUGUAAUAAAAAUCAUAUUAAGGACCCUCUGGACGAUAUGAAAUCAUUACCAAAUCCUAGACUUCUUCAAAUUCCUCACUCUGGUUCUUUGGAGUCCCCAGCUCAGAAAGAAACUGAUGUUGGGAAAGAGGUUUUGGAGGAAAACUCAAAGAAACCGUCUGACAGUACAAACAAAUAUAAAGUUACCUCUUCCAACCAUGUCCAUUCUUUGUUCAGAACAUUUUCCAGCAACAAAAAAAGCCUACAGACUCUUCCAGAUGAACAACAUGUAGAAUUGAGUCCAGUAAGGCAGAAUUCUCCCUCCAAACUAAAAAUCAACAAGAAGACAAAAGUACUGGCCAAAGGCUUGAAGGAUCAAAUGAUCAUUGAUGCUGGUCAAAAACAUAUUGGUGCCACCAUCUGCAAAUCAUGUGGCAUGGUUUAUUCAGUUGCCAACCCAGAGGAUGAAGCACAUCAUGUCCAAUAUCAUCAAAGAUUUAUGGAGGGAAUAAAAUAUACAAGCUGGAAGAAUGAGCAAGUAGUUGCAGAAUUCUGGGAUGGAAAAAUUAUAUUGAUUCUACAAAAUGAUCCAAAAUAUGUCAUCAAAAAGGCUGAUGACAUACGCAAACUUGUAGAUAAUGAACUUGGUUUUAAACAUGUGGUACAGACAGAUCCAUCACAGACUAAAACAUACUUGUUUGUAUCCAAUGAAAAAAAGAUAGUUGGCUGCUUAAUUGCCGAGCCAGUCAGACAGGCUUUCCGAGUGCUUUCAGAGCCUAUAACAGAGGAGUCCCCUACUAAAAACAGCCUAGAGCAUCAGCGUGCCUGGUGUUGCUCAACCAAGCCAGAAAAGGUCUACUGCGGGAUUAGCCGAAUCUGGGUGUUCAGCCUGAUGCGGAGAAAGCACAUUGCCAGCCGUUUGGUGGAUGUGAUGAGGCAAACAUUUUUAUUUGGCUGUUACCUAAGCACCAAUGAAAUCGCCUUUUCAGAUCCAACACCAGAUGGAAAGUUAUUUGCAGCAAAAUAUUGCAAAGUACCCAAUUUCCUUGUUUAUAAUUUCAUUAGUUAA
Molecule: messenger RNA, 1993 nt
Organism: Thamnophis sirtalis
Lineage: Eukaryota; Metazoa; Chordata; Lepidosauria; Squamata; Natricidae
Source: RefSeq, a predicted model, not a curated record